AUGAUGAGAAAGACAGAGAAGGUGUUUAAAGCUCCAAAGAUGCUCCUGAAGUGGUUCUAUUCCGCUUCUUUUGCUCUAUUCUUCAUCCUUCUUUUGGCCUUCAAUGUCAUCACCCCUAUUGAUACCAUUGUUCAAAGUAAAGUGGCCAAUAAUUUGGCAUUUAACGCAAUAGUUAUCAUAAUGUCCUGUGUUGUGUUUGCUGUUUUUUCAUUAAUUGCCUAUUCGACUAGAAUUUUCGUUUUAAGGGUACACAUUCAAGAUAUCCCAAAGAAGUAUAUCCCUACGCACGACAAAGAUCUACCAGUCGUGGCACUCAGAGAGAUAAGAAAAGCAUUCAAAGAGAGUGAAACCAUACGAAACAAUAGUUUACCUAAUCAAGACAUCCAGCACCCAGGAAUGUUCUACCGAAAGGAAGAUUCUUCAAACACCCAAAUGGGGCUGUUGAAUGGACUGAUUUACGAGGAUAUAAUCAAUACGUUUGGUGCUCGGGUGAGAGAGGGGGGAUUCAUGCUAUUAGAUAGCGAGACGAAAAAGAGAUUUGGGGAUAAGUUGACACUGCGGGAAUAUAUUCAUCAAAUGAAAGUACAUCAUUUACUGCCGCCUACAUCGGAGGCAAGCACCAAGACUUUCAUUGACCAUUAUGAAAAGUUGCGCUUUAGUGGAAAAACAAUCUCGGAACGUGACUUUUUCAUGUUUUUGAAUUUUUUUGGAGAACAUACAAUGGAUUCAUUUGCCUCUUAA
Messenger RNA from Komagataella phaffii GS115, 741 nucleotides. RefSeq lists its product as uncharacterized. The coding region runs from base 1 to 741 and encodes 246 amino acids. The record is from RefSeq and is a predicted model, not a curated record. NCBI's taxonomy places the organism in Eukaryota, Fungi, Ascomycota, Pichiomycetes, Pichiales, Pichiaceae. The transcript has a single exon.